This is a messenger RNA of Olea europaea var. sylvestris, 1685 nucleotides long. RefSeq lists its product as uncharacterized. The coding region runs from base 246 to 1532 and encodes 428 amino acids. The transcript is spliced from 2 exons. The record is from RefSeq and is a predicted model, not a curated record. Gene Ontology annotation, molecular function: protein binding. Lineage: Eukaryota; Viridiplantae; Streptophyta; Magnoliopsida; Lamiales; Oleaceae.
UCGUCCCGCCCUUGAAGUAUCGUGAGUUAAAUCGUGAAAUAUGCUCCAGUAUGUCAGAGAACAAGAACUUGAAAAUACAACAAUAUGAUGUAUGCAUUUUGUACUACGUACAUGUUUGGAGAGCCAAAUCUUCUUAAAUUUUCUCACCACCGCUGAAAUUCUUAACAAUUUCGUACGCUAAGAGUUGUUUCUGCCGCUCCUCCUCCACCUCCACCUCCACCUCCACCUCACCACCACCCUAAUUAAUGGCGUCGACUCACCCUGUGACUGAGUUAGAUUCCGGCACGGCUGACUCAGUCUCCUCCACGCCAAGGUCGGAGCAUCACCACCUACAUGACGAUUCCGCUGCCGUGCAGCAUACGCGGGUUCGUUUCAUGUGUAGCUUUGGCGGAAAAAUUCUCCCACGACCCCACGAUAACCUGCUCCGCUAUGUAGGCGGCGACACCCGAAUUGUCGCUAUCCACCGCCAUAUCACGUUCUCUUCCUUUCUCUCGAAACUCUCCAAGCUCUCCGGUACAACCAAUAUAAGCAUAAAGUACCAGCUUCCAAGUGAAGACCUGGAUUCUUUGAUCACUGUAACUACAGAUGAGGAUGUAGAGAAUAUGAUGGAUGAAUACGAUCCGCUGAGCCAGAAUCAGAAAAUGGCUCGACUCAGGCUUUUUCUCUUCUCUACGGAUGCUGAUUCGAGAGCUUCUAGCAUCAGCUCCCUCCUCGACGGCUCGGCUAAGCGGCAAAACUGGUUUUCCGAUGCUCUCAACGGCGGCUGGGGUCCGGUUCUGGAGCGUGGGAGGUCCGAAGUCUCGUCAAUUGUAUCCGAAGUUCCUGAUUAUUUAUUCGGGUUGGAUAAUUCCGACGAUGCUAUAAGAGAAUCCAAGUUAAAGAACAAGAACGACAAUGUAUCGUUUUCGGAUCCGGGCUCACCCACUCCGGUUGUUUCUUCGCCGUUCUGCUCCACGGCGUCAUCUCUAGCUCCUCCAAGCACACCUGGGAUUCCUGAUAUUCCGCCGUUGAGAACCAAACCUGUUAACCCAAACCUGGUUCCUGCUGUUGAGCACAAGUACAGUCAAGCCAUUGAGGGUGUGGCUGAGGUGGUAACUGACAAAAUGGGUCAUCCACAGACAGGAUUUUCGGGUGCUCCGAUGGGGCACUACCCGGUUCAAACCGUGCAACAUAUACCUACUCCUGCUGUGUAUUAUGUUCCGGGUCCUGUACAAACUGGAAGUAAUUUGUUUCCACCUGUUCCAAUCCAGACACGGUAUCAACAACUGCCUCUUGCUCCGGGUCAAGUACCAGUCGGGUAUCCUCAAUCUCAACCCAUACCCGGUGUCAAUCUAGUUUAUGGUGCUGGAGUGAUGCCAUAUGAAAUGACUACCCGGCUUAUGCAGGAAAGUGCAAACCAAAAAGUUUAUUUUAGGACCCGAGAUGCUGUUCCAAUACCGGGUUCUUAUCCGGGUACGGUGAUUUCAGGAAGGGAAGAAAUGCAGGGAUUCGGAAAAGAAGGUACGGCGGGUCGGGUCUCUCAUGAAUCUUGAAUAUUUGGUUAUGUAAUUUACAGAUGAUUUUUGUGCUUCCACUGAUUAUUCAAAGCCUAUAUUAUGUAUUGGAUUUGGGAAUUGUUAUAUAAAAAUUAAAAGGUAAAUGUAAACAAAGCCUCUUAAGUAUAUUGACAGCUAAAGUUAAAUUUA